This is a messenger RNA of Epithele typhae, 2304 nucleotides long. Its product is annotated as fungal-specific transcription factor domain-containing protein. Bases 1 to 2304 code for a protein of 767 amino acids. The transcript is spliced from 9 exons. Gene Ontology annotation, biological process: regulation of DNA-templated transcription; DNA-templated transcription. NCBI's taxonomy places the organism in Eukaryota, Fungi, Basidiomycota, Agaricomycetes, Polyporales, Epitheliaceae. Gene Ontology annotation, cellular component: nucleus. Gene Ontology annotation, molecular function: DNA-binding transcription factor activity, RNA polymerase II-specific; zinc ion binding; transcription cis-regulatory region binding. The record is from RefSeq and is a predicted model, not a curated record.
AUGGACGCACCACCCGUCUCAGCUAACCCACCCUCCAAGAACCCCCUCCACCGCGGCGCGCGUGCAUGCACCGUCUGCCGCCAAGCAAAGAUGAAGUGUGUCGGUGCCGAGGACGGAGUAAAGCCCUGCCAGCGUUGUCUCAGGUCCGGUGCAGAAUGUAUAUUCGAGAAGCACCGUCGCGGCCGCAAGCCCGGUUCAAAGCUGUCCGAGGCCUCCAAGAUGCUCCGUCGCCUCGAAAAGGGCCUCAAUAGCCAAAAGGCCAAGCACCCCGCCAACCCUCCCCCUGCUCAGGGCUCCUCAUCUGCCUCGUACUUGCAAGACGACGGUUCUGCCUAUGCCGGCCCCUCCAACGCGGGUGCUCACUCCGACGAUGAUAUGGACGAUGAGGAAGAGGGCCGACAAGAGGAGGCUCUUUACCCUGCCCAGGUCAUUCGCGCCGCCAGGACCCCAUUUCUCGACGUUGUCAUGAAUCCUUCCCCCACCGACGUCCGCGCUCCUUCCGGAAGUCCCAUCGAGCGCCCCACCCAUGUCGCUCCCAAGUCCUUUUCCCUUAGCCCAUCCCGAGGCAACAGCUCUCCCCAGCUCAAGGCUUUCCGCACUCCCACCUUCCCACCCAGGGACCCCGUCGCCGCCGGUCUCCUCUCUGAGAAGGAUGUCAACGAAUUUUUCGACAUGUUCUUCAUCCGCCUCAACCCCUUCAUCAAUCUCUUCGACCCCGCCCUCCACACUGCCACCUACAUUCGUACUCGCUCCCCCUUCCUCUUUACCGCCUUACUCAUGACUUGCUGCAAGUUCUGGAUGCCAGCCAACUACCAGGCCGUCCGGGACCUUGCCCAGGACUGGUGUGUCUACACCUUUGCCCAAGGCACCGAGACUGUCGAGACUGUUCAAGCUCUCGCCUGCAUGACUUACUGGAAGGAACCUACGGAAAGCCGGACGUGGCAGUACAUCGGUAUGGCCGCUCGCAUGGCCGUUAACCUCCGCCUCAACCGUCUCCUCGGCCCUCGGCUACCCAACGAGAGCGACACCCAGUUCCUUGAGCGCCGCAAUCGGGAACGCACCUACCUCGUCCUCUUUGUCCACGAUCGCUCGCUCUCCAUGCAGACCGGCAAGCAGUGGAUGUUGACUGCUGAUGACGCUUUCAUCGAGUCUGUCACGCAUUGGCAUCGGGAGGGUGUCGCUGGACAGUACGGCGAGGUCCGGUCUGAAGACGUUAUCGUGGCCGCGUUCGUCCAGCUCCGGUUAAUUGGAUCCGAGGCGACGAACAUGUUCUACAACCGGCGCCGCGAUCUGUUCGACUUCGACAGCGAGCUUCACAAGUACAACAACCAGCUUGAGAGAUGGCAGGAGAUUUGGGUCGCUGAGAUGAGCAAAGCAUCGUUGGCAGAUGAAUUCCACAAUGCAUUCCUUAGGUUCUUCCAGUCUCAUGUGAAGCUUUUCCUGAACACGUUCGGGCUGAACCUGUCCAACUUGGACAUGGUGAAGACGGCACCCAACCCCGAAGCGGUUGAGAACUGCAUCAAGAGCGCGCGCGCGAACCUGCAGAUCGUGAAAACGUUUGCUAGCAUACACAUGCUGCGUUAUGGUCAGGAAUCAACGACAACCAUGUCAGGAUACGCUGCGAUUGUUCUCCUUAGGUUGUUGAACAGUCCGGCAACCAGAGCCCAUUUGCGCGAGCAGUCCGUUCCCAUUCAUGAUGCCAUCGUGAGCGCUGCCGAUGCAUACGGCGCUGGCUCAGAGGGAGACUCGGCGACACACCACGCCCGUUUCUUGCGCCAUUUGGUUGACCAACAAACGGCGCACGAGGCGAAGCAAUAUCGCACCGACGUUCCUCCCGCAUUUGCCCAAGGUCUUCCGCCGCUCAGGUCUCAAGUGUCGCCUCUUUUGGACCCGUUCUCGACCCAUCGCCAGUCUCUUGCCCCUCUGUCUAUUCCUGGCGCGCCCUCCGGUGUUGACGUGUACUCCAACGGCCACUCAGAGUACGGCGCGGAGUCGGCGCUCCGCUCCGGCAUCUCACCCAGCCUUGCCCGCGGUCCGCCGUCGACAUACUUGACGACGGCAACUGAGUCGGACCGCCGCUAUUUCGAACACAUGCUCGCCGAGGCCAACCUGACUGGCGACAACCUCUUCCCGAACUUGGGUUCCCUGCCGUCGAUUUCGAGCGGUGUCGUCGGGUCGAGCGGCAUGAACGACUUCAACUUUGUCUCGCCGCAGAGCCAUUACCGCGAGCCGUCAUACGCCACGUACAACAACUACAGCCACGGUCGCUCGAGCUCGUACCACCCCGGCGUGCAGUACCGCUGA